Messenger RNA from Nezara viridula (southern green stink bug), 234 nucleotides. NCBI's taxonomy places the organism in Eukaryota, Metazoa, Arthropoda, Insecta, Hemiptera, Pentatomidae. The record is from the annotation of a GenBank genome assembly.
AUGAAGGAUCCUUUUUCAAUGACCUCUGGAGUGUUUGCUAGCAGGAAAGUUGAUAGAGGGAGAGAAUUGAGCCCUCAUCUUGCCGAGGGCAACUUAGUUGUAGAGCCGCAAGUGAAGGAGUGCUGGAUCAGUGAACUGCCCAAGGCUGCUUCUCAGGUGGACGCUCAAAGGUUACCUCCCAGCCAUAUUGAUUCGUUCUAUACUGUCCAAACCUCACGAGCAGCUCUAAUUUAA